AUUACUGUAGUUCAUUCUCCGACUUCCGUGUUCUUUCACUACUACCAUCAACCAACCGGCCGACGCAGGAGAACCAGAAUGUCUCAUCAAACCGGCAUCCAAGCUACCGGGGAAGUGAAAGAAAUCUUUGCGAAGGCCCGGAAUGGAGAAUAUCGGCUCAUCAAAGUAGUGAUUGAAAAUGAGAAGUUAGUUCUUGGCGGCAGUAAACGGGCUGCCAAGAAAUGGGACCAGGAAUGGGACAACUGUGUUCUCCCUCUCGUGGAGGACGACAUGCCCUCGUACCUACUCUACAGGUUGGACAGCACCAACAACCAGGGUUACGAGUGGAUCUUUCUGGCCUGGUCUCCGGAUCACUCUCCAGUUCGACAAAAGAUGUUGUAUGCUGCUACAAGGGCCACGCUGAAGAAAGAGUUUGGUGGUGGCCACAUUAAAGAGGAGAUUUUUGGCACAGUAAAGGACGACGUCUCUCUAAAUGGCUAUAAAAAGUACCUCAGCUCCCAGGCGGCGCCUCUGCCUUUGACUGCAGCAGAGGAGGAACUGAGGCAAAUCAAACUCAAUGAGUUGCAGACAGACAUCCAUGUUGACACAAAGCAGCAGACCCUUCAGGGAGUGGCGUUCCCAAUGCAGAGAGAAGCUAUUCAUGCUCUGGAGCAGUUCAGGGAGAAGAGGAUUAACUACGUUCAACUGGAAAUAGAUUUUCCUAAAGAAUCCAUUAAGUUGUCCAGCACGGCUCCCACAGAGUUGAAAGAUUUGCCUAAAAGGAUCCCAAAUGAUGCAGCUAGGUACCACUUUUUCCUCUACAAACACUCUCAUGAAGGAGACUACCUUGAGUCCACAGUGUUCAUCUAUUCAAUGCCUGGUUAUAAAUGCAGCAUCAAAGAGCGAAUGCUGUAUUCAAGCUGCAAGAAUCCUCUCAUAGACACAGUGGAGAAAAAAUUGGGCAUUGAAAUUGCCAAAAAGCUGGAAAUCGACAAUGGCGAUGAACUGACCAGUGACUUCCUGUACGAAGAGGUUCAUCCCAAGCAGCAUGCGCACAAGCAAGCUUUUGCCAAACCCAAGGGGCCAACCGGGAAGCGGGGGGGCCGUCGAAUUACACGGGCGCCAGGAGACGGCGGCGAUGAUGAUUAAACCUCUUCCUGUUCUGAAACUGACAGUGGUACAUUCCACUUAGUCUAAUGAAUCCCGUCCUCGAAGCGAAUUCCCAUUUUUACCUUGACUCAUGUAGACCACAGCCCUAUAGACUGAUCUAUGCACAAAGUAAAACACUAAGCCUGUGAAAUUACAUUUUGUAGCUUGCAAUACGAUA
Molecule: messenger RNA, 1306 nt
Organism: Labeo rohita (rohu)
Lineage: Eukaryota; Metazoa; Chordata; Actinopteri; Cypriniformes; Cyprinidae
Gene: twf1b
Product: twinfilin actin-binding protein 1b
Exons: 9
Coding region: 79-1128 (349 amino acids)
Biological process (GO): regulation of lamellipodium assembly; barbed-end actin filament capping; positive regulation of neuron projection development
Cellular component (GO): myofibril; actin filament; cytoplasm
Molecular function (GO): actin monomer binding; actin filament binding
Source: RefSeq, a predicted model, not a curated record